Messenger RNA from Frankliniella occidentalis (western flower thrips), 803 nucleotides. RefSeq names its product sterol O-acyltransferase 1-like. The coding region runs from base 47 to 730 and encodes 227 amino acids. The transcript is spliced from 5 exons. NCBI's taxonomy places the organism in Eukaryota, Metazoa, Arthropoda, Insecta, Thysanoptera, Thripidae. Gene Ontology annotation, cellular component: endoplasmic reticulum membrane. The record is from RefSeq and is a predicted model, not a curated record.
CGCGCUGGUGGGCCACGCCGCCGUGUUCCUGGCGGCCGUGUUCACCAUGGUGGUGGUGGCGGGCCGCGGCGCGCUCCGCCCCUUCUGCGGCGAGGACGCCCGCCUGCUGGCGCUCUGGGCCGACCUGGGCGCCCCCCGCUACGGCUACCAGCUCGCGCUUCUGGUGCUGCGCGCCCUGCCCGCCGGCGCCGUCCUGGCCGUGGGCGCCAGCAUGGCGCUGCACCACUGGCACCGGGUGUUCGCCGAGGCCAUGCGCUUCCGCGCUCGCGCGUUCACAAGGGCCUGGUGGAAUGCCGCCUGUUACGCGGAAUAUUUUCGUGAUUGGAAUCAAAUUGUCAAGGCGUGGCUCAACAAGUACGUCUUCAAAGAGAUGCUGACUCUCGGCUUUAGUUCAAUGACGUCUAAACUCGCAACUGUGGCGGUCUCAGCUGUCUGGCAUGAAUACAUCGUUGCCGCCAGUUUGGGGUACUUCCUUCCAUAUUUCUUCAGCUUUUACGUCAUUAGUGCCGUGAUCGUCCUUAUUGAGCCUCCUGGGUUACAAAAGAAACCAUUUGGCAAUCUUUUUGUGAUACUGACACUGUCGGGUGGCAUAGCUUCUAUUUUAUCAAUUUACUUCAUGGAAUCCACUGCAAGGCAAAAUUGCCCUCAAAUCGUGGGUGCACCCUGGGACUUUUUUGUUCCAAGAUCAGUAAUAUGUGAAGAGCCUUUCAAAAACUGCACAUUUCUUUAACACUCGCCUUCGCCAGCGUUGGCAUAAACCUGCCAUAUGGUCCAACUCUAAAAUAAAAUGUAAUUGCUCCUAA